AUGCGCCUGAUGGAUCGUAUGGAUCGGCUCGACAUGGACGACUUCAAGUUCCCCGCCGACCCGGAAAUGGACGCCUUUUUUGAAAACGCCUUCCAAAACUCGCCACGGAGGAUGAGCGGCACGCGUGUGGUUCCCGUUCAUUUGCUCGGAUCCAACAGCAACCUGUCGGCACCGAGGGACGGCCGGGCCUCCGUCUCGCCAUCUCCUAGCCGAAAGUUCGAUUCGCUUCCCCGCCAAAUGCCAUCCCAUCAAUUCCAUCAGCAACAUCAUAAUAUCCCCACACAAUCCCAACAACAACAGCAACAUCACAAUUUGCAUCGACCGCCCACCCCGCAGCGGCAGCCGAGUCCGCAGCCGCAACCCGUGCAGAUCGAAAAGCCGAUAAUCGAGAAGCCAUAUACUCCACCCCCACCACAACCUGUACCUGAUCAACCAAAGACUGUUAAGGCUGAGAGGGCACCCAUGCAAAGAAAGAUCUCGGUCGAAGAUUUCAACGAGCAGCUGGUGAACAUGCUGGACGAUGUGGAGCGCCGGGUCGAGCAGUUCAGGGAAACAGCCGCCCAGCUCGAAGCGGAAAAGGAAACAAUUUUGGAUAUGCUUCAAAAUGUGAAUUUGAAGACGGAGUUGUUGAAGUUGGGAGAAGGGGAACGUGAAGAUAUCGAGGCCAUCACAAAUCGGCUGAAAGCCCGCACGCGGACCGUUGACAUUCUGGUAAACACGCCGCGCAACUCGGAACAGGCGAAAGCACUCGAGUCGGUGAAUUCCCUCAUCGACAGCGUCAUGGGCAAAUUGGAGCAGGAUUUGAGCGAUGGCGCAGAGACGUGCCGCCGCUACCUGAACGCGUGCAGUCCGGAUCAACCGGAGGGCCCAAUCGAUCAGCGUUUCCAAGCGCAGAUAAUCGAAUGCACCGCCGACGAUCAGAAGAAGAUUCGCCGGAAAUUGGCGCAACUCAUCCAGCAAAUCGAACGCGCCGAGCGCAGCUGUUUCCCCAAAGAU
Mesorhabditis spiculigera is the source of this 996-nucleotide messenger RNA. NCBI's taxonomy places the organism in Eukaryota, Metazoa, Nematoda, Chromadorea, Rhabditida, Rhabditidae. The record is from the annotation of a GenBank genome assembly.